Molecule: messenger RNA, 2953 nt
Organism: Pelodiscus sinensis (Chinese soft-shelled turtle)
Lineage: Eukaryota; Metazoa; Chordata; Testudines; Trionychidae
Gene: RNASEH1
Product: ribonuclease H1
Biological process (GO): DNA replication, removal of RNA primer
Molecular function (GO): magnesium ion binding; RNA-DNA hybrid ribonuclease activity; nucleic acid binding
Source: RefSeq, a predicted model, not a curated record
GUCGCCGCAGAGUGAGGCUGCGUGGGAGGCAGGCUGGUAGGUGGCCCCGGUUCGAGGCUGCGGGGCGGAAGGGGCCGGCCGGCUUGCGGCAUCAUGCUGCGGCGGCUGCUCGCGGCGCUUAUUCACCCGUGUUUCGUCCCCAGCAGCAGUGGUGGCGGAAGCAGCAUGUUCUACGCGGUGCGCAGAGGCAGGAGGAUCGGGGUCUAUCAGACCUGGGAGGAGUGCCGAGAGCAAGUCAACAGGUACCCGGGCGCCAGCUUCAAGAAAUUUGACAGCGAGGCAGAUGCCCGGUCCUUUGUGGGCAGCCAGGCGUGGCAAUCCUCGCACCAUUCAGCAGGUACUAGCGGCAUAUCUAGUGUAACACAAAAGAGUGACAACUACUGGAAUGAACUGGAAAUAGCAAGCCCAAGUUACAGUAGGUGCAAGAGAAGAGAUGAGCAGUCUUCAGAGGAAGAACCUAACAGAAAACAUGUAAAAUACAAUGAGACAUAUUCAGCAUCUUCAGUGAGCAAAGACAAAUUCUCAUAUAUGGGUGACUCGGUAGUGGUUUAUACGGAUGGCUGCUGCUCGAGUAAUGGGCGUCAUAAAGCACGUGCUGGAGUAGGGGUUUAUUGGGGACCAGACCACCCUUUAAAUACGAGUGAUAGGCUUUCUGGACGGCAGACCAACCAAAGAGCUGAAAUACAUGCAGCAUGCAAAGCAAUAGAGCAAGCAAAAAGUCAAAACAUCAAGAAGCUGGUUAUUUACACUGAUAGCAAGUUCACCAUAAAUGGUAUAACAAGUUGGGUAGACAACUGGAAAAGUAAUGGCUGGAGAACAAGCACAGGAAAAGAUGUAAUAAAUAAAGAAGACUUUGAAAGACUUGAUAAGCUUUCAGAAGGAAUGCAAAUUCAGUGGAUGCAUGUUCCCGGUCAUGCUGGCUUUAGAGGAAAUGAAGCGGCUGAUAGACUUGCAAGAGAAGGAGCUGGAAAACACUACUCCUAGCAUUCUAUCAUGACUAGAAAACUUCAUUCUUGCAGACUAAAGACUGUUGUAGCCAUAAUACACAGACUGUCACUUCAGUCUGAAAACUUGCUAUUGGACUUGUCCGAAAUAAGUUAAUUUAAACGUUGUUAAAACAGUACUUGCCUUAUUUCUGGUUUAAAAGUUUUAAAUAAUGCAGUUCCGUAUAAACACACACACUUUUCUAGAAUGUUCGGAUGACUUGGUUAAUGACUGCUUUGUUUAUAGAGGCUUAUUUAAACACUGCACAUCCUACUUCUACCAAUAUGUGAUUGUUCCGUUAAUUGUUAUAGUCCCAUUUACCACAAUCUUUAUUACAAAUUCUUUUAGAUAAAACUUCAGGUUUUACUUAGUAUAAUUGUUUCAGAAAAGUUUAUGAAGGGAAAUAUGUUUGUCGGUAUGCUAGAUAGAUGUUCCAUUUUUCCAUUACCAAAAGUAUUCAAAUAAAUUAACUUGAGAAGUUUGAUAAUGUUUAAGCCAAUAGUAUAGAAAAUACCAAAAUGCAGACAGUCAUUUGAACUACAGAAUCCUAUAAAGGAAAUCUCUUCCCUCCCCACUGAAUCUCCUCAAAUGCAGAGGUAUUUGUAUUGGCAGCUUACAGCAUGAUACUCUUACAUGCUGUAAAGUGCUGGCUCCUGCAAACUUGUAGAGGUAACAAAAAGCCCAACUGCAGGGAACCCAUUAGGCUUUCUUUUCUAGUCAUCUGAAUUUCAAGUUUCCAACUUUGUUCUUCCUGAAGCAACCUCUAAUUGGCCUCUAGUCAAUUGCAAUCACAAGAUAACUUCAAUCUGCAUACCGCAAACUGCCAUGCUGACGGUUGCAUUGUCUUAUAGCUAGUCACUUGCAGGGAUUAUUUCAGAAUCAAAUUCCAUGUGCAUUCUGGUGACUUUUGUACUGAUCAUUGUCCUAUCUAUAUAUAAUUGUAUGGUCUGAAAUAUUGCCUUUUUGCCUGCUUUUGUGAAUUUUCUGUGCCACAUUUGUUUUCCCACUACUUUUUCUGCCCUUGCUUUGUUAUUUUGCUGCUUCCUUUUCCCACCUUAAACUUUCCUAAUUUUCUUCUGUUUCCAUCUCCCCUACACCAGUCCUAUUUUUCCUCUAUGAACAAAAAUGUAACACAUUCUACUUUGUGUUUUCUCAACAUUCUCACCCUGUCUUGCUGUAUUGACAAGUCUUACUAACCCCCUUCUUGCUUCAUUUCUCUCCUCUUUUCCCUGUACUUGUGUGCUAAUUCUGCUAGCAUCAUUGCAGUUGAUUUCUCGUCAUUCCUAUUUUAAACUUUUAUUACUGCACAGAAUCUCUAUACGUUCUCUACCUUCAGCCCUGUUUUUGCGACCAUUGUUUCAUGCCAUCUUCGUUUUUUGCCCCUGUAUCUUACCCUGUAAAAUGCAUAUGGCUCAUAGUUCUAAGCCCUUCCCAUGCCUUUAUUUUCCUUCAGUGCAAUCUGAGUCUUUGCUUCUUCACCCUUGGUGGAAUCCUCCAUCUCAUCUUUGUUUUACUUCCUGACUAUCCCUCUGUUUCUUCAAUAUUACCACAUUAAAACAACACAGUUAAUUUCAUAAAGCAUGCACAUUUAGUUCCAUUAUUUCCUUUGGCUAUUUGCACAGUAGAAUUUAAGAACAUAACAUAACCUCUGUCUGGGUAGUUUCCUGCACACACAAACCUAGCUAGAUUGUUUUGUUUUCUAGACCAGAAAGUUACAUUGAGCCAGCAUUUGCUCUCUGCACCUGUAUUACAAGUGAGAUCUCUAGGAUGUACAAAGGUUCUUGCAGGAAUCCCUGAAUAAAUGGAAAGAACCCAGUUUACAGGUGACUCUCAGGCAGAUGGCCUGCAGGAAGCAGGGAGACUUGCUUUAAUUCCCAGCUGGAUGGGAAGACGGUAGCCCAGGGAGAAGGGAUAUGUCUGAAAUGUUCAACUUUUUUUUUUAAAGAAAUAAAAAACUUUUGUCCUCGAA